Lineus longissimus is the source of this 5809-nucleotide messenger RNA. Its product is annotated as periphilin-1-like. Gene Ontology annotation, biological process: protein localization to heterochromatin; negative regulation of DNA-templated transcription; negative regulation of gene expression, epigenetic. The transcript is spliced from 8 exons. The coding region runs from base 202 to 1542 and encodes 446 amino acids. NCBI's taxonomy places the organism in Eukaryota, Metazoa, Nemertea, Pilidiophora, Heteronemertea, Lineidae. Gene Ontology annotation, cellular component: nucleoplasm. The record is from RefSeq and is a predicted model, not a curated record.
GCGGAAGAGAGAUGCAAACAAGCAAAUUUUAGAAAUCAAUAAUUGGAUUUAUCUAUUUUUGUGCAUGACAAAGAGUGUCUUGAGAGGUCCAUAAAACUGUUCAAAAUGUAGACACACUCCAGUCUCUCCUAUGCUGACCUAUAGGUAGUUUUCUACGCUUUACUGUUUAUUUCUUGAGGUGCAAUACUUGCCAGUUUCACCAUGAGACCAGAAUACGACAACGAGAAGCCACAUAGCACUGGAAAUUACCGUGGGAAUUUCCGUGGAAAUUAUCAUAAUCGUCCAUUUUACUACAACCGCCGGCCCUUCAGAGGUAAAAUACGUCCAAAUUACAUACGAAAUCAAGGAGGGUUUCGGGUCUUUAAUAACAAAUACGAGAAGCAGACAGACCGCCAGGAACGUUCCCGGACACGGAGUCGAAGUAGGGAGAGGAGUAGAUCAAGGUCAUCCUCAUCAGAGCGAAUUAAUCAAAGAAUGAGAUCUCGUCGCAGCUACAGUCGACAUUCUGACAGAAGCGAGUCUUCAUGCGAGGACAAGAGAAAUCCUUCAGGGCAGCGAACAUCAUAUGACCACCGAACACGUGAUCAUACUCCAGAGCACCAGAGGGGCAACAAGUCUGCCACCUCUCCAGAUUCUGUUCCGUCACACAAGGGUUCUAACUCACCAAGGUCUCGCCAUAGUGUGUCUGACAACAGAAAUUCCCGCCAUAGCCGGUCACGAUCACGAGAAAGAGGUCCGAGUCGGUCGUCAUCUCAUGACUUUACAUACAAACCACAAGUUGCUGGAAAUGACCCGGAUAUUGGAUCUAGCCCGACAAUGAGUCGGCGUAGUGAUUCAUCAAGUGCUAGAAAUUCAGGUGAACCUUCAGACCCCAUGUCUUCCUAUCGACUUCCGCGUGGAUCUAGGAUGCCAGAACAAACCAAUCAGACUCAGGGUAAACUUGCUCAUGACAUGAUGCUGGCUCAUGGUGGUGCGUUGACUCUUGCUGGUCAGACUUUGCCUGUGGGGUCGAUGUUUUUACUCGACUCUGCGCGCUCCACGAGCAGCAACUCGACAAAUGCAUGCAACUUAAUGCAAAAGGUCAAUAUGGCCACAAUUCUUUCCAGUUCACCGCAGAAGGCGGACAUCCCUCGUAACUAUGGUAACUACAUGUCUCCCCCGCUAUCGAGUCGGUAUAUGGAGGCAAAUGCGGAAUCAUCUAGCCCUGAUGUGACUGUCCUUUCCAAUGGUGAUCACACAGACAAGGGGAAACAUAGAUUAGAUUCUGGGUUACCUAGCCCCAGUCUGACCAGCAAGUUGAAUGGUCUUGGUCCAGAUAAGAUCUCACAGAUUCGCGAGAAAAAGGAAGAGAUAGAACAGGCUUACAAACAAGAUUGCGAGACAUUUGCAACUGUUGUGAAAAUGCUGAUCAGUAAAGAGCCAAGUUUAGAAGAUGCAAUACAGCCGAGCCUUCGUCAGAACCUCCGAGACAUUGGAGCACGGUGUAUACAGGAGUUGCAGGAUUACAUCGACCAAGUCCGAAAAGAUUCUGGCUUGAAAUAAUUUGAAUUCUAUGUAUCGAUGGAAAUAUAAUAACGUUGCGUCCUGGUCCGAAUCAAUAUUAUGUCCCUCGUCAAGUAGUUAAUUGAUUUGCAGACUCAGCAAAAUCGUGGUUUUCUGAAGGUCUCAGUGCAAUGCCUUUUUCAAUGCGAGAUUAGUGCUGACUCGGCAGCUACCCCAUAAUUAAUUUCAGCACAUUUUCAAAUAGAAAUGUUCCACCGCAUCACUGAGAUCAUUGCAAAUGAAGAAAGCCCUCCUACAUUGAGGAAUGCGAGGUCAAUCCUGAAUCAAAAUGUCCUAGCAGAAACUUUGUCUUCAUGGUGUAAAAUUGAUCUGGGUCAGCUCUCCCUUAUGCUGAUAACUUGUGGUGCUCUUUUACUAUGAGUUUCAAGUUGAAACCCUGUUAAAAUGGCACAUGACAUUGCUAUUGGGACCACACCAUCAAGCAUCAAAAGCAAGAAUGAUGCUUUAUGAUCCGUGGCAUGACUAAGCAGCAAAGAAUGCAAUUUUCUGGACAGUACACGUCGAAGACUGAAGUACCAGAACAGAAAAUGGUUAUUUUAGCUCGGUUUCUAACUUUAUUAUUUAUUCAUGAGUUGGUCUAACCCUUUAAAAAUGUUGAAAAUCUGUUCUGUCUGAAUACACUCGGACAAAGUCCUGUGAAGGUGUUAAAAAGGCGUCUGUUUGUAUGAAUUGUCAGUACUGAAUAAUAUUCUUCAUCUAUUCAGGGUUGGAGAAACUGAGGAAACUUAGAUGUCUUGUACAGAGAGAUUAUCUUUACUUCUUAUAGCCCAUAGUACUUAACAUAUAUAUACAGGCACUUUUAUCUGACACAGUCAAGACUGAUGAAUUGGCACUUGACAGUUUGGGGGAAAAUAUCAUGCAGUGGAAGCUCGUUUUGUGGACACCUCCGUUAGCAGGACAACCUCUGUAUAAGGGACACUAAAUUCGUCAUUUAUAUUCAAAAUGCCCUCCGCAGCCAUGACUCCUCUUUCUCAAAGGACAGUGUUUGUCAGUCCAAAAGUUCUUAUUAGAAAGGUUCUGCUGUAUUGAAAGAUGUGUGUAUAAGUAAAUGUGUUCAUAGUAUCCGCCUCUGGCUUGGCCAGUAUUCAUCCUAAAGCAAAUUCAAAUUCCCCAAAUGCUUCAAGACCAUGUGCUUGUGUUGUAAACCUGUUGAAAUAUCACUAUUUCUCAAAUCCCUCAGUGGGAUGCGAAUUAGUUUGUCCUAUGUUUUCAUACAUAAAAUCGCCUCCACAUUGUGCACACUGUGUGCACUGAAAGUUUCAUAUUUGUUUUUGUGUUGUUUUAUUGCAUUUAAAGCAUAAUGACUGGAUGAUAAAUACAGUAGACAACAAGACAAACAACGUGGUCUUUUGCUAUACGUACCACACUUGGUAUGCAAACUGAUCUCUGCAGUAUGCUACCUUUAUUUGUACUCUGUAGUACAGCUAGAUAAUUUCUUUUUUUUUUCAUUAGCUGUAGUCAUUUCAGUUUUUAGCUCACCUCUUAGCAGAGGUGAGCUUAUCCCAUACCGUGGCGUCCGUCGUCCGUCGUCGUCGUCGUCGUCGUCGUCGUCGUCGUCGUCGUCGUCGUCGUCCGUCGUCGUCCGUCGUCCGUUAGCAGGGCACGUUUCGUAACUGUUAGAGCUAUUGAGUUGAAACUUGGUACACAUGUACCCUUAUGUAAUGACACCUUAGAGACCAAGUUUCGGUCCGAUUCGUUUCAUGGUUUGGCCACCAGGGGGCCAAACGUUAAAAGUGAAAAUAUGCAAUAUCUCCUUUAAUAGUAGUCAGGAAAUUUUGAAAAAAAUAUGGUAGGUACUUCUAGCAAAGGUGCAUCAUAUAUCCGCCGGGUUUUUGAUUUGACCUCCUUUUCAAGGUCACAGAGGUCAAAUGGUGUAAAUUGGCCGUUAGGAUGUAACGAUGGCACGUUUCUAAACUGCAAUGACUAUUGAUACCAAAUUUGGUACACAUUUACCCCUUAGUCAGGUGAUCUUAGGGACCGAAGUUUGGUCCAGUUUGAUUCACCACUUGACCACCAGGGGGCAAAAUCCAAAAACCUUAAAAAUGUGAUUAUUCCUUAACUUCUUGCCCGAUUGCCACCAAUUUGAUAUCAUGGGUACAUCUAACCACCAUACAGUAUAUGUCACACAGGUUUUUAAUUUGACCUUCUUGUCAAGGUCACAGAGGUCAAAUGGCGUAAAUUCGCCGUCAGGCCGUAACUAUGGCACGUUUCUUAACUGCAAUGACUAUUGAUCACAAAUUAAGUACACAUGUACCCCUUGGUCAGGUGAUCUCAGGUACCGAAGUUUGGUGCGAUCUGAUUUGCCGUUUGGCCUCCAGGGAGGGGGCCAAAUCCUAAAUUCUUCAAAAUGCCAUUAUUCCUAGUAAUGACUUGGCCGAUUGGCACCAAUUUUAUAUCAUAGGUACAUCUAAUUCUAACAACCAUUCAAUGUGUCACCCGGGUCUUCUUUGAUUUGACCUACUUUUCAAGGUCACAGAGGUCGAAUGUACUGUAAAUUGGCCAUUUUGGGGAAAUUGUAAUUGCUUGGACCUACAUCAAACCUAACACUACAUGACACAAUACCAUGCUCUUUAUCCAUCUUUCCACCACAUGAGGUGAGCACAAUGGCCCUGGCCAUUUCAUUUGGAUAGAUCACUGUAUUUUUCAUCUCUGUGUAAGCUGUUAGGGACAGGAAACUUGCAAUCGCAUCCUUUUCUUGGUCAGUUGUUGGGAAAUAAUUGUGUUUGUAAUUGUGGUGCCUAUAAAUUUACAUCCCACCAAUGCCAGAUGUGUGUUCAAAAAGAAAACCAUUUGCCUCUAGUUGUAUUCUAAUGUCGAAAAAGCUGGAAAGAAGUUUCUGAUUGAUUUUGUAUAUCCGAUGGACCUUUCUCCCUAGGAAGGAGAAAUUCACAAACGUGUAUACAGUUUGACUAGUUCAAGGAUAUAAGGCUUGGGGUAUCUACAGUAUUUUUCUCAAUUUUGAAAAAAAACCUAUCACAACGACUGAAUGCUUGUAGAUACCUGUAAAUUAUUUACAUAAUGCCUUAUUAUUUCUAGUGAUAUUUAUUCAAGAUUGAAUGCCUGUUGUACAAUUUUGUAACAAAAAUGUAUGUUGUGUGUAGAAACUCAUCAUGGACUGGCCCUCAAGUGGGUAAUUCAAACCUGCAAACCUGCUAAUCUAAUUGUGGCUUGAUUGUGCUAGACUUACACCUAGUUACAUUGUAACAUUUCACUUGUUAGAUAAUUUGUGUGUAGGAGUUCUGAGAAAAUAUUUUUGGUCUAUUUUAGAAAUGUGCUCUGUAUCUCCGUUGGAUGCUAUGUUGAUCAGAACCCUUUUCAUUCAGAUAGUUUUUCAGGCCAUGGUCACCUGACUUAUGUUAUAAGAGUGAUAUCUCUUUGGAAAUUCUCUAUUGAUUAUAAAAUGAUUGCAUAUAAAACCAAUGAAAUUACUAUUUAGGGAGUGUCUUUAUUGAUGCAUUUAUAUUUAAUCUUGCCAAUUUUCAUAUUGAAGGAAAGAUGCUUUAUGAAAUGUCUGUUGGAUUUAUUUUCUGCUGUCUGAAAAAAAAUUUACCUAGACAUCUUAUUAACUAUAUGAUGAAAUGACAAAAAAGCUUACUUUUCCAACAAAGCUUUGUUUUUACUGUGCCAUAUGUGUUGACUCUGUGUACAUUUGUUUUGUUUUCAUGUAGUAUGUUUCAAUACAGGUUUUACCUGCCACAAACGUUUUUAACCGAUUCUGAUAAAACCAUAUUUCUGGACACCUUUCCAGAUCAUCUUUAACCCCCCCCCCCCCCCCCCCCCAUCGUAACACAGCAAAGGUUGAGGUUGCAGCACUCGAUGCAGCCCAUUUUGGUCUGGAUUGUAAUUCCCAGAGUUCUGAGUACCAGUACCGGGUAAUAAUACAUGUACGGUAAGGUGAUACAAUUAUAGCCUCAGUGUGCAAUGAUGUGUACUACCAGCUGUUUUUAACACUGCUGGGACUAUUAUUGUACUGGCGCUAAAAUUGUACCUCGUUACUUUACAUGUACAUUAUAUGUGUGAAAAAUAUGAGAUUAGAACGAGAGAUGUUGUCUUUUUGUUCAGCCUCUCAUGACCCUGCACUGUUAAUCGAUGUCUUUUUCACGUGCUGUUUUAUAAUGUGUUGUGUGAUUCUUGUGUAUGUCUGUUUUAGCUGUGCAGUUACACUGCAUUCUUGUAAACUUUCACUUUGGCCACAUGUCAUGUUUUCAUGGUUUACAGGAGUUCCCAAAGGUUAUGGUCAGAUACC